Molecule: messenger RNA, 3229 nt
Organism: Labeo rohita (rohu)
Lineage: Eukaryota; Metazoa; Chordata; Actinopteri; Cypriniformes; Cyprinidae
Gene: wasa
Product: WASP actin nucleation promoting factor a
Biological process (GO): actin filament organization
Molecular function (GO): actin binding
Source: RefSeq, a predicted model, not a curated record
UUCCGCUCUGAAAGCAACAUGAACAUACAGCAGUGUGUCACACUGACAACAAGGCGAGAGAAUGAAAAUAGAAAAGAGAAAAAAAGUGUGGUUGUCCAUUUCCUGUGAAAACCUUUUGUCUGCUGAUGCUGAGAGUAAGAACUAGGAAGAGAAACUCAAUGCUCGCUGUUCAGUCUAGUCACCGGUAGUACAGAGGAGAUCUUUUGCUCUCUUCCAGGGUCUCUUUCUUCUCUCGAGUUUCAUUUUUUAACGGUUUGUUCCAUGAGCAUAUGAGGCCAUGAAGCGAGCAUCGAAGGCGAAAGGUCAGGAGAGUGUGGGGAGCUCUCUGCUCUCUCCACAGGAGAAUGAGAGGCUGGAGGAUCUGCUGGGCAGGAGGUGUGUGUCUCUGUCCUCAGCGGUUGUGCAAUUGCUUAUGGCUUUACCGAGCGAGUCGAACCGCUGGACACCACAGCAGUCCGGAGUAGUUUGUUUCGUCAAAGACAGUCCUCAGCGCUCCUUUUUCAUUCGUCUCUAUGACAUCAAGGCAGGGAAGCUGGUGUGGGAACAGGAAAUCUACAACCAACUGAUGUACAAAGGACCAGGCCUUUUUUUUCACACUUUCCCUGGAGAUGACUGUCAAGUGGGGUUGAACUUUGCAGAUGUAGCAGAGGCUGAAAGUUUCUUUGCUGUAGUGGAGGAGAAAAUCAGCCAGAGAAAUAAUCGUUUUGAGAAACAGCAGAAAAAAGGACAAGAAGUUAGAGAUCUUGGAGCUUUACCACCACUUCCUCGACCAAAUGGCUCUGGUACUCUUAUGUCUUCACCCAUGCCUCCACUGGUACCAAGUAAUAGCAUGACCCAAAUAACCACUUCCAAAUCAAAAAAAGACAAGAAGGAAAAAGAUAAGAAAAAUAAGAAAAAAGGCUCUAAACUGUUGAAGGGGGAUAUUGGAGCGCCCAGUGGAUUCACGCAUGUCAGUCACCUUGGCAUGGGUUCCAACAAUGUGGACCCAGAGCUGAUGAAAAUUCUGUCCUGCGCUGGGAUCAGUGAAGCAGAUAUGAAUGAUUCGGAAACCUCUCAGCUCAUCUACGAUGUGAUUGAGCGUUCAGGUGGAAUCGAGGCUGUUAAAAAGGCUGUGAACCAAGAGUCUGCUCACCCUCCUGUUCCCAGUGGACAUCGGGGUUCUCUUCCCCAAGUGCCAUCUGGGUUCUCCUCAGCACCGCCGCCACUACCUCAAGGUCGAAUGGGGCCUCUACCGCCAGUCCCCGGUCAAUCCUCUGGUCCACUUUCUCAUCGAGGUUCCCUUCCACCUACACCUCCUAGAGGAGCAUUUCCAUCACCACAAACAACAGAGGGCCGCGGUGGUCUGCCAGCCCGAUCUACAUCAUUAGGACCCCUGCCACCAGUUCCUGCCGGAGGGCGUACUGGGCCCUUGCCUCAACCUCCAGGACCCCGCAGCGGAUCCUUACCACCCCCACCUGGAGGUCGAAGUGGAGGUUUGCCUCCACCUCCACUUCCAGGAGAACGCAGGGAGUCUUUAACCCCCGUUCCAGGAAAGAGACCUGGACCACAAGUGAAUGAAAGACGAGGUAGCUUUCUGCCGCCCCAACCUGCUGAGGCAGCUCCACCACCACUACCACCGGGUGCGAGGAGUGCACCCUUACCCCCACCUCAGAGAAACAAUAGUGAAUAUCUGCCACCUCCACCAGAAUCUGAUAUGCCAUUACCUCCUCCCCCAUCUGAUUUCUUUCCUCCUCCACCUUGUGAAUCAUUUCCCCUUCCUCCACCUGAUGACUUUGAUUCUCUGCCUCCACCUCAUCACUUUCAAUCCAAUGUUCCUCCCCGAAGCAGUUCCUCAGGCUUUGCCCCUCCAACCCCUCCAGUCUCAGCCAAACCCAGUGCAGGCGCUCCGCCUCCGCCACCUCCUCCUCCACCUCCCGCUGCUCCUGCUCCUCCUCCAGUAAACUUUGGAAGCAACCCCUCACCUCCAAGUGGUCCAUCACCUGCAGCAUCCAGUGGUGGAGAAGGGGGAAGAGGAGCAUUACUUGCCCAGAUACAAACAGGGAUGAAACUCAAAAAGGUGGCCGCCAACCCAGAUCCACCUUCGCCGGCCCUGGAUACAGGAGAGGGAAUAGUUGGAGCUCUCAUGAUGGUGAUGCAGAAGAGGAGUAAAGUCAUCCAUUCAUCCGAAGAUGACGAUGAAUUUGAUGAUGACGAGGACGACGAUGAAGAGUGGGAUUAAUCCUGGUGUAAUUGAAAACUUUCGAUACAUGUACCUGGGCAUGUUUUGGAAGUUAACAACACUGAUCCAAUGUGUUUUCUCUAGGGAUGCACUGAUAGUCUGGCCAUUUGAGGAAAUGAUGAAUGCUGAUGAAUGGCUGAUAUUAAAAUUUCAUGCUAUUAUUCCCAGACAAAAUACAUCAACAACACUGAAAUCAUUUGUUUGAAAUGCUUCAGGUGAUUUUAGGUGCCACAACAUUUUAUUAUACAGUAUGAAAAAUAGAUAUUCAAAUGAUAGUAUUUUACAUUUACCAUAAGGGAGCACUGGAUGACGGCAAAGGUAAAUUAAAAAAAAAAAGUGAUAUUUAACCAAUAUAUGUGACCCUGGACCACAAAACCAGUCACAAGGGUCAUAUGAACAUGAACAUCUGAAAGCUGAAUAAAUAAGCUCUCCGUCCAAAUGAAGUUGUUAGCAAUGCACAUUACUAAUCAAAAAUUAAGUUUUGAUAUAUUUAUGGUAGGAAAUUUACCAAAUAUCUUCAUGGAAGAUGAUCUUUACAUAAUAUCCUAAUGAUUUUUGUCAUAAAAGAAAAAUCUGUAAUUUUGCUACAAAUAUACCCGUGCUACUUAAGACUGGUUUUGUGGUCCAGGGUCACAUAUACUGUGCAUGUGUUCUCUUUCUAAUCUCAAGGGUUCUCAGUCUCUGAGUGUUUAUUAGUUGAUGCAGAUUUUUAUAACAGCAUAUAAUGUGAAUCAGCACUGAAUAUGUAAAUAUACUCAAAUGUGAAUUGAAAAGUGACUCCAUGGCUCACAAAUUAUUGCUCGUUUAUUUUUUUCAUACAAGACAACAUCUAAGAGCAAGACAGAACUUUGUAAAUUACAACCAGACUAUUCUACCAUUCUACAAAAAAGGACACAAACAUUGUGAAAUAUUUCCAGUGUUAGAUAUUAUCUGAGUGAACUCUCUAUGACGUUUGCGUUUGCUUGAACGGUGAUUGCUCAACCAGACACAAAGCAUGAAACGAAAUGCACA